Stegastes partitus (bicolor damselfish) is the source of this 3153-nucleotide messenger RNA. RefSeq names its product interferon stimulated exonuclease gene 20-like 2 (gene isg20l2). The transcript is spliced from 4 exons. The record is from RefSeq and is a predicted model, not a curated record. Gene Ontology annotation, cellular component: nucleus. Gene Ontology annotation, molecular function: 3'-5'-RNA exonuclease activity; nucleic acid binding. Lineage: Eukaryota; Metazoa; Chordata; Actinopteri; Pomacentridae. Bases 227 to 1207 code for a protein of 326 amino acids.
CCACCUGCAAACUGUAGCAACAGAAGAAAGCUCCAUACGCACAAUUAUGUAGGAGUCGGAUAGAUGCCUGUACUGAGACAGAAACGUGAAUGUCACUUGUGAAGUGGAUUUGGCUGACACAAACUGGACUACAGAGGACAAAGACCUGUUGAAGCAGUCGAAAUAAGCAGAUCUUUACAGCUGUGUGUGUGAAACUGGGUUUAGAAAUCAUUACUUUGGCGUAAAAAUGUCAGACAGUAGGCCCAAAAUGUGUCCUGCACAGGGAAGUUCAGCAUCAAAACGAAAGAAGAAAACCCCGUGGUUUCAAAAAAAGAUGCAGUAUGUAAAAGUAAAUGGUUACGUAGCAGAUCAACACAAAUGCAACCACUAUGAGGGGGGCUCUCGACCUGAGCAAACGCCACACCAAAAUGGAGCAUUCAGGAAAUGUCCACCACCUACCGCUUCCACACAAAGCAAAGGUUUACCUUAUCAAGCCAGCACAGCCAGUGCCUCACACUGUAGCUCCAGGCCUUCUGCAUCCACACACUGCAUGCCUUCCUUGACUGUCACUGUGUUCAACCAAGACUGCCAUCAAAAGCCAAAGGAACCUGUGAACACAAAAUCCACACCCGCAGGCCCCGGUCCCUCCGUAUCAAGCAGCCAUAAGCCCAUCGCCACACCAGCAGGAAUCCCCUCCAAGUACCUCGCUAUUGACUGUGAGAUGGUGGGUGCAGGACCAAAAGGGAGCAUCAGCCAGCUUGCACGCUGCAGUAUCGUGUCCUAUGACGGAGAUGUGGUCUACGAUAAGUUCAUCAAGCCCUCCAUGCCUAUCACUGACUACCGUACCCGAUGGAGCGGCAUCCGACGCAGUGACCUCUUCAACGCCACGCCGUACUCAGAUGCCAGGAAGGAGAUCCUGAAGCUGCUCAAUGGGAAGGUGGUGAUCGGCCAUGCCAUCCACAAUGACUUCAAGGCCCUCACAUACUCUCACCCCAGCGCCUUGACCAGGGAUACAUCCCGAAUCCCUCUGCUCAACCAGAGGGCCGGCUUUCCUGAGAAUCAGUGUGCUUCGCUGAAGAGACUCAUGAAGGCCAUCUUUAACCGUGACAUCCAGACCGGGAAAAAGGGCCACUCUUCUGUGGAGGAUGCUCGAGCCUCCAUGGAGCUUUACAAAGUGGUGGAAGCGGAGUGGGAGAGGAAACUCACCUGCAAGCCACACACCAGAUAGUGCCAUGUUUGGGUAAACCACAUGGAAAUAAACUGGGUUUAUAGAACAUAUGAGUGACUCACUGAGGGGUUCACUUUCCUGUUGACAACGUGAGUGAAGGAACCAAGAGAAGUAUUCUGGACAAACUUCUACCAGCUGCCUGAAAUUUAAAACUGGACUAUUACCACGGGAGGAGAAGCAUUUGAAUAACUGCUGAAGCAGACGUUUUGCUGUGACCUUUAGUUUCAGACCUUACAUUCUUUCUCAGGGUUUACAAUGUUUAUAAAUGGUGCUCCUGCCACUUGGGGGCAGUCAUGUCUUUCCAGCAACAGAAGUACAUAACUGAGAUAGUUUCUGUAAUCCCGAACACCAAAAACAAUAUUUUCGAGCUUUCACAAUAGAACUGUUUUCAGUCAGACAGCUGUUCAGCGUUCUUUGGACCACAUUCAACCCAGUCAUGUUACAUCACAGUUGUGUAUUUUCAUCAUCCAGCCACUGGUGGUGGAAAAAAAUCUAAUCUGACUAAAAUGCUACUGAAAGAGCUCCGUCAUGUAUCGCUUCAUUAUUUUAAUUUUUAAGUCACAAAUUAAGACAUGAUAUUGUCAUACUGGUUGGUUUUGCUUUUCAGGGCCGUAGCUGGAAUUUCAGAAAAAGUGAAGUUCUACUUUUUAUUGUAUUUUUUUUGAAAGAUGGAAUAACUCCUAAUUAAUAUCUAAUUUUGAGCUAAAUUCAUUCCAAAAUCUGCAAAUCUCCCAAAACAGUGGGGUCAUGACUUGAGGGUUCUCCGCUUGCGGCUACGGCCGUGAUGAUCCUCGUAUUUCUCCUGGCACACCACCGGUGUCCAAUUAACUAUCUGACCUCUUUCCAGUUUCUAAAUCUAGCAAUGUGGAAAGGGAAACUGGUUACUUUCAGAGUUUUUACAUUUUCCUAUGCAACGUCAGACAAAUUCAGUUGUCCACUCGACCUUCAGCUUGGUCCUAAUUUGAGUAAAUCAUCCAUCCAUUAUCUAUACGCAGCUUAAUCCUCAGUCUUCUAGAUCUUCUGGUUAGUGCAGACCACCCUGAAUAAAUCAUUGACACAACAAUUUUGCAGAAUUAGAAUAAUUACUGUUAUAAAGCCAAAAUUAUUAAUAACUUGCAGCUUGUUCACAGAGCACCAGGCAUUUAAUUUUUGCUUUGCAACCCUCAUUCGAUUCCACUGUUUUUGCUAUGUGUCAUCUUCACGUUACACAAUUUUAGAAGUAGGAUAUAGGCAAUACACUCAGUUACCAGCUGAUGUACUUUGUACUGCUCAGCUCUCAGUAUCACAAUCAACAGCACCGCAAACUACAGUCUCAGUAAAACAACUUUUAAAGAUCGAACCUCCACCAAGGUGUCAUUGGCAGGGCUCUUAUGUAGGACUGCAUUAGUUUCAGCAAGGUGUAGGUAAAAAUGUUUUUGAACUGGUGCUGUGUUUUGUGACAAGAGCACUCAUGGAUCAAAGUUGAAAUGUGUAUUUUCUUGUUUCCGACGACUGGAUUCGGAUAAAUCCAGAUGUCUCAGCUGAGUGAAAUGGGAUGUAAACACUUUUCUUUGGUGAUUUUAUUCAAAUUAAUAAUGACUUUUUUGUUGCUUGAAAUUUUAUUUUCUGUUCAGAUUUCCUCUGUGAGUACCAAUCUGUGUAAAGUGAUAAAGGCUGCAUGUAGCUGUCACAUCCAAAACAAACAGGCUAUUGAACUGACUGCAUUAUCACUGUGGCUGAUGUACAGCAAAUUUUGCUUGUUGGCUAUUAGACCUGAUGAUGUGAAAAAAAACAUCCACAUGGCAGCGAGUAUCUAACUUAAAUUUGAUGUUUGGUGCCAUCUGAAAUGCAUCCUCAGAAAAUGUGACUUAUGAAGUUCUUGUAAAACUGAAUUUGUUUGGACAGCAUUUGGUCAGUUUUUAUUUUUGUUUUGUUUUUAAUUAAAAAAAAAGGGUUUCUAGCAACAA